Panthera uncia (snow leopard) is the source of this 8475-nucleotide messenger RNA. RefSeq names its product leucine-rich repeat-containing protein 37A3-like. The record is from RefSeq and is a predicted model, not a curated record. NCBI's taxonomy places the organism in Eukaryota, Metazoa, Chordata, Mammalia, Carnivora, Felidae. Bases 99 to 7988 code for a protein of 2629 amino acids. The transcript has 9 exons. Gene Ontology annotation, molecular function: protein binding.
AGCAUCGAAGGCUUGCCAAAGUUGUUGGAACUCCAAACCAAUUUGCAAAUAAAGAGCACCUACAACAACAGCUGCAGGAUGAUUAUUUAGAUUCCAAUAUGGGUCUCCUGUAUCCUGAGGAGAACCUACCUAUGGGUUUCCCAGGGGGACCAGAUCAACUUCCAAACUUCUCUGAGGAGGCUGAAAUUCCUCCACCCUUGCAGAAGACCCCAAAUCAUCUAGAGUCCCCUGAGGAAGCUGAAUCUUUUUUGCCCCAAGGGGAGGCCCAGGCUCAGCAUCCAGAGCCCUCUGAAGAGACAGAAACAUCUCUACUUGAGCAGGAGGCUCCAUCUCAGCGUCCAGAGUCCCUUAAGGAUGGAAAUUCAGCAAACCCACAAGAAGCCCCAGCUGAGCCUUCAAGUACCCCUGAAGAGGUCGAACCUUCUUCAGUCCAGCAGGAAGCCUCAGCUCACCCUACAGAGGCCCCCGAGGAAGUGGAACCUUCUCCAACCCCCCAGGAGGCCCCUGCUCAGCCUCCAGAGCCAUCUAAGGACAUCAUAUCUCAACUGUUAGCACAUCAUGAAGUAAAUGUGCUAUCUCCAAGUCAGAGUGAAGCUCAGAAGCCAAGCUUCCCCAAUGUCACUGUUAAACCUCUGGAUCUUACCAUAACUCUAACUCAGCCUGCGGAGCACCCUGAGGAGGUUGAACCUACCCCAGUCCAGCAGGAGGCCCCUCCUCAGCCUGCAGAGCGCCUCGAGGAGGUUGAACCUACCCCAGUCCAGCAGGAGGCCCCAACUCUAGUUCCAGAGUUCCCUACCGAGUAUUUAACUCAACUUGCAGUAAGUGAUGAGGUGACAUCUCUACCUCUAGGUCAGUAUCCAGAUUAUUUAAUGUUUCCCAGGGUUAUAGGUAAGCCUUUAGAUGUGGAAUUUACCACAACUCCAGGGCCUGAUAAAGGUGUUGAAUCUUCUAUAGCCCAGCAAGAGGCCCCACCUCAGCCUCUUGAACAUACUGAGGAAGCAGAACUUUCUCUAACCCAGCAAGAGACCUCGGGUAAGCCUCCAGAGGAGGUUGAGCCUUCAAGUGAGCAGGAGACCCCAGGUCAGCCUUCCGAGCCUCCUGGGGUGAUUGAUCCUUCUCUAAGGCAGCAGGAGACCCCAGCUCAGCCUUCAGUGCCUCCUGAGGAAGGUAAGCCUUCUCUAAGCAAACAGGAACCCCCAGCUCAGCUUCCAGACCGUUUUGGAGAAGCUGAACUUUCUCCAACCCAGGAGGAGGCCUUAGCUCAGCUUGCAGAGCUCCUUAAUGAGGCAGAAUCUUCAACCCAGCAGGAGACUCCAGCUCAGUCUCCAGGGGAGAUAGAAUCUUCUGCAACCCUGCAAGAGCAACCAGCUCAGCCUCCAGAGCUGCCUUCCAGGGAGGUGGAACCUUCUCCAACCCAGCAGGAGCACCCAGCUCAACCUCUAUGGCAUCAUAAGAUGACAGUUUCACCUCCAGGUCACUACCAUGAUCAACAUUUAAACCUGCCCAAUGUCAGUGUGAAACCUCCAGAUGUGCAGCUUACCAUGACUGCAGAACCCACUACAGAGGUGGGACCUUCUCCAGUUCGGCACGAGACUAUAGCUCAGCCCUCAGUGCCUCUUAAUGUGGAACCUUUUGAAACCCAGCAUGAAGCCCCAACUCUGCCUCCACAGUCCCCUGAGGUUGAAUCUUUGCCAGUUCAACAGGAGACUCCAACGCAAUCUCCAGAAUCUACCACACAGGAGAAACUUCCAACACAGCAGGAGACCCCAGUUCAGUAUCCAGAAUAUCCUGGAGAAGUUGAACCUUCUACAACUCAGCAGGAGGCCCUAGCUCAGCAAUCACAGGCCCCUGAGGAGGGUGAAUCAUCCUCAACCCAGGAGGAGGCCCCGACUCAGCUUCCAGAGGCCCAGGAAGAGGGUGAACCUUCCCCUCUCCAGGAGGAGGGCCAGGGUCAGCACCCACAGGCCUCCGAGGGGAGUGAACCACCUACAACCCAGGAGGAGGCCCCAGUUCAGCAUCCACAGACCCCUGAGGAGGUUGAACCUUCUUCAACCCAGCAGGAGGCUCCAGCUCAGUAUCCUCAGGCAUCAGAGGAGGGUGAGCCUUUUCCAACCCAACCAGAGACCCCAACUCAGUAUCCAGAGCCCCUUGAGGGGACUGAACCUUCUCCAGCCCAGUCAGAGGCCACAACUCAGCAUCCAAAUCCCCGUGGGGAAGUUAAACCUGCAACCUAUCAGGAGGCCCCAAGUCAGCAUCCACAGACCUCUGAGGAAAUUAACCCUUCUGCCACUCAACAGGAAGCCACAGCUCAACAUCCAGAGCCUUCUGGUGAGGUUGAACCUUCUCCAACCCAACAGGAGGCCCCAGCUCACUCUCCAGAGCAUCAGGUGGUAACAGUUUUUCCUCAAGGUCAGAAUCAAGCUCAGCUCCUGCUGUUGCCUAAUGUCACUGUUAAACCUGUGGAUUCCUCAGUUACCAUGACCUCAGAAUCCACUAAUGAGGUUGAAGCUUCUCCACUCCGAGAAGAGGCCUCAGCUCAGUCUGGAGUGUCCCCUGAGCAGUUGGAACCUUCUCCAAUCCAGCAGGAGGUCCCACAUCAGCAUCCAGCUGCCCCUGAAAAUGUUGAGCCUUCUCCGAUCCAGCAGGGAGUCUCCACUAUGCCUGAAGAUCUUCCUGAGGAAAUUGGACUUUCUCCAACCCAGCAGGAGGUCCCACAUCAGCAUCCAGCGCCCCCUGAAAAUGUGGAAUCUUCUCCAGUCCAGCAUGAAGUCUCAACUCCACCCGAAGAUUUUCCUGAGGAAAUUGAACUUUCUCCAAGCCAGCAGGAGAGCUCAGCUCUGCCUCAAGUGCCUGUUGCAAGUAUAGAACCUUCUCCAAUCCAGCAAGAGGUCCCAGCUCAGCAACCAAAGCCCAAUGAGGGGGUCGAGUCUUUUCCAGUUCAGUAUGAGCAUCCAGCUCAGCCUCCAGGGUCCUCUACAGAUGUUGUAGCUCAGUCUCCAGUACAGCAUGAGGUGACAUUCUCACCUCCAGGUCCAGGUGAAGAUCAGCAUCCAGUGUUGCCUAAUAUCACAGGUAAACCUGUGGAUCUGAGGAUUUUCAUAAGUCCCCAGGCAACUAAGGAGGUUAAACAUCUUCCAGUGCAGCAGGAUGUCCCUGCUCAAUCUCCUAUUCCCCCUGAGAAAGUUGAAUUUGCUCCAGCUCAGUCCAAGCAUCUUUCCCAGUCUCCAGAGUCCCCUGAAGAUGAGUCUUCUCCAGGCCAACAAGAGGUCCUAGCUCAGACUCCAGACCCCCCUAAGGCUGUGGACCCUGCUUCAGGCCAACAGGAGGCCCCAGCUCAGUCUGUAGUCCCCCAGCUGGCCCCAGCUCAGCCUUCAGAGCCUCCUGAGAAGGUAGAACCAUCUCCAGUUCAGCAGGAAGUCCCAGCUCAGCCUUCAGAGCCCCCUAAUGAGGCAGAAUCUUCUCCAACCCCGCAGGAGGCCCUGGUUCAGUCUCCUGUCCCCCAGCAGGCUCCAGCUGUAUCUCCUGAGCCCCCUAAGGAGGUAGAACCUUCUCCCACACUGCAGGAGGCCCCAGCUCAGCCUUCAGAGCCCCGUAAUGAGGCAGAGUCUCCAACCCAGCAGGUGGCCCCAGCUCAGUUUCCAGUCCUCCAGGAGUCCCCAGCUAUGUCCCCUGAGCCCCCUAAGGAGGUGGAACCUUCUCCCACACCUCAGGAGGCCCCAGCUCAGCCUUCAGAGCCCGGUAAUGAGGCAGAAUCUUUUCCAACUCAGCAGGGAGCCCCAGUUGUAUCCCCUGAGCCCCCUAAGGAGGUAGAACCUUCCACACAGCAGGAGGCCCCACCUCAGCCUUCAGAGCCUCCUGAGAAGGUGGAACCAUCUCCAGUCCAGCAGGAAACCCUAUCUCUACCUCUCAAGCCACUUAAGGAGAUAGAACCUUCUCUAACACAACAGGAGGUACAAGCUCAGCCUUCAGAGGCCCCUGAGAAGGUAGAACCAUCUCCAAUUCUGCAGCAGUCUCCAACUCAACCUCCGGAGCCCUCUAAGGAGGCAGAAACUCCUCCAGCCCAGCAGGAGUCCCCAGUUCAGCCUCCAGAGCCACCUGAGGAGGUUGUAGCACAACCUCCAGUCCAUAAUGAGGUGACAGUUCCACCUCUAGGCCAAGAGCAAGCUCAGCAUCCAAACUUGCCCAAUGUUACUGUUCAGCCUGCUGACCUGGAGCUUACUGUAACUCCAGAACCUACUGUGGAGGCUGAGCAGUCUACAAUCAUGCAGCAGACUAUAGCUCCUCCAGAGGACACUGAGGCGACACCUCCACAUCCAGAGCAGGUCCAGGCUCAGCAUCCAAAUUUGACUGAAGUCAGAGUUCAGCCUUUAGACCUGGAACUGACCAUAACUCCAGAACCCACUACAGAGACUGAACCUUCUCUAACCAUGCAAGAGACCCCAACCCAGCCUCCAGAGCCACCUAAGGAGGUUGUUCAGUAUCCGUCCCAACAGGAAGUGACAGUUCCUACUCCAAGUAAGGAUCAAGGUCAGCAACCAACAUUGCCCAGUGUCACAGCUCAUCGUGUGGACUUGGGGCUUACCAUAACUCCAGAACCUACUACAGAGGCUGAACAUUCUACACCCGUGAAGGAGACUACAGCUCCUCCUCCAAAGGACCUUGAGGUGACACUUGCACAUCCAGAGCAGGUUCAGAGUCAGCAUCCAAACCUGACUGAAGUCACAGUUCCACCUAUGGACCUGGAACUUACUGUAACUGCAGGAUCCAGUGUGGAGACUGAACCUUCUCCAACCAUGCGAGACACCCCAACUCAGCCUCCAGAGCCACCUAAGGAGGUUGUAGUUCAAUAUCCAUUCCAGCAGGAAGUGACAGUUCCAACUCCAAGUAAGGAUCAAGGUCAGCAUCCAGCAUCACCCAUCAUCCCAUUUCGUCAUGUGGAGCUUACUAUAACUCCAGAACCUAUUACAGAGGCUGAACAUUCGACAACCCUGAAGAAGACUACAACUCCUCCCCCAAAGGACCUUGAGGUGACACUUGCACAUCCAAAACAGGUUCAGAGUCAACAUCGAAACCUGACUGAAGUCACGGUUCCACCUAUGGACCUAGAAAUUCCUGUAAGUCAGCAACCAGAGUCAUUUGAGACAGGUUUUCCUCCAACAACUGAACAUCCUGUGGUGCAUUUUGUAAACUAUACCUCAGAAAAGGCAUACACAACUUUAACUUGGCAACCAGAACAGAAUGCCACCACAAACCUCAAAAUAUGUGAGCGCUGUACCUGCAAAGAGGAGACACUGUCGUGUGUUGGUCUCAGCCUACAGCAGAGGCUCCGCAGAGUACCCGUGCUGGAGCCCGACACCUACAACGGCACCUUCACCAUCUUAAAUUUCCAAGGAAACUCUAUUUCUUACAUUGAUGAAAAUGUAUGGAAGGGAUACCGUUGGGCUGAGAAACUAAUUCUCAGUGACAAUUAUCUGACCGAAUUACAUAAAGACACAUUUGAAGGCCUGCUAUCCCUCCAGUAUUUAAUUAUCAGUCGUAACCCUCUGUCAACUGUUGAAGAUUCCUAUCUUUUUAAGUUGCCAGCAUUAAAAUAUUUAGACAUGGGAUCAACACAGGUGUCACUUACAACAGUUGAGAGCAUCCUCAUGAUGACCCUUGAAUUGGAAACACUGAUUUUACCUAGCCGUAUGGCCUGCUGUCUCUGCCAAUUUAAAAAUACUAUUGAGGUUGUCUGUAAGACAGUCAAGCUACAUUGUGACAGUGCAUGUCUGACAAAUGGCACACGUUGUGAUCAGGAAGUAUACCUAAGGAAGGCAGAAGGAUCAUUCAUGAAGGUAUUGACAGCUCGAAAGAAGAGCGCCAGCACGGAGCUGACUAUUGAGCCAGAGAAGGCGUCCUCAGACAUAGAUCGUGUCAGUUUGUCAGCCUUUAUGAAUGAGCAGCUAGACUUCAAUGAUGAAAGUGAUGUCAUUAGUGCACUGAAUUACAUAUUGCCUUAUUUCUCGGAGGGCAAUCUAGAAGACGUAGAAUCGACGCUGUUACCGUUCAUUAAACUUCUGUUUUCAAAUGUGCAAGAGGGAGACAAGCCCGUGGGUCACUCGAUGAACGACACAGGGGACCCUUCUCUUAAACCUGGAUCCAACAAUUCAACUUACAAGAAUAAACUGAGAAAACUCUACUUUCUGGAAAAUUUGUUAGAUGCAGAAAUUCAGGAAAAAAUUGAUGACAUGAAAAAGAAAGAAAAAAUGGCCAUGCUUAUACAUUCCAGCCUUUUAGGUCCCAAGUUUAAACGUCAAAUCUUUCCAAAGAAAUUGGAAACUGCCCAACCGCAGGAGAAGAGCCCAGACGAGGUUGAGAGUGUGGGGAAAAAGUUCCUGAGAGUGAACAGGGUCAUCAAGGGCCCAAAGGGCAUACGGAAAAGGCACUUAAAAGAACUGAGACGUCAGAACAUCCAGAGGAAACAGAGCGCCCAGCCAUCUGUGGAGAACAUGGCCAAGGAAAGAAGGCUCAGGACACCAUCCCCGGGGGAGCUUCCCGUGGCGCACAGGCCCAGCAAAUCAGUGGGAAGCUCCUUCAAUACAGAGCCUUCGUUCAUAGAUGAGCACAAGGCAGCGGUCUCUUCUCUCAUGAAGCAAUACUUUUUGGACAGGCCUUCUGCCACCCCCGCUCCCAAGGAAAGAAGGCUCAGGAGACCAUCCCCAGGGGAGCUUCCCGUGGCGCACAGGCCCAGCAAAUUAGUGGGAAGCUCCUUCAAUACAGAGCCUUCGUUCGUAGAUGAGCACAAGGCAGCGGUCUCUUCUUUCCUGAAGCAAUACUCUUUGGGCAGGCCUUCUGCCACCCCCGCUCCCAAAUCCCCACCUGACGUGAAAAAAGAAUCAAAAGACUUAACGUACACCAUUUUUGUUUUAGAAGAUGCAAAUGCUAGAGUUAGAAAUAUGAAGGCUUUCGGACCAGCCUCACUCCCCAGAAAGACACACCGCUUUCAUAAAAGUCGCUCCCGUGUGGUCCACAGAACACCCAAGGCCAAACUGAAUCGAAAGUCCAGAAAGGAAAGUUCACUCAGUAAUAGACAGCUGCUUGCAAAGAGGCCUCCAUCCUCUGCAGUCAGGAGCCUCAUAAAUUCCCCUUCACGAGAGGAUUUUUCAUCUCCGGGAGAACUGAGUCCUCAGAAAAAUCCUUUUCCAGAAUUAUUUGCUCCUUCAGGAACUUACAGAGAAAACACUACUGUAGAGAACACUACUGCCCAAAAUGUUUCUGAAGAAAAUAUUUCUACAGGAAACACUACUGUGCCAGAACAAACCCUCCCUGAAUUCACAGACCGUAAGAAUCUUUCCACUGCUAAUUCUACUGUUACUGCAGACAACUCUAUGCCGACCGUUAAACAAACCAAUGAUACACAACGGGAAUACCACAAUGCGGGCACCGGCUUGCCCCCAAAAGCCACAGGCUUCACUGUGUCAAAGCUCUCGUCCUCAGGUGAUCUGUUUGAAAUUCAGUUAAACCAGCAGCUACAGUCCCUCAUCCCCAGCAAUGACGUGAGAAGGCUCAUUUCUCAUGUUAUCCGGACUUUGAAAAUGGACUGCUCUGAGACCCAGGUGCAGCUGGCCUGUGCCAAGCUCAUCUCCAGAACAGGCCUCCUGAUGAAGCUUCUCAGCGAGCAGCAAGAAGUAAAGGUGUCCAAGGCAGAGUGGGAUACGGACCAAUGGAAAAAUGAGAAUUAUAUCAAUGAGAGCACAGAAGUCCAGAGUGAACAGAGAGGGCAGGAGUCAAGGGAGCUCACAAAAGAAGUUCCAGGCUAUGGCUAUAACAACAAACUCAUCUUGGCAAUAUCUGUGACUGUAGUAGUGAUGAUUUUGAUCAUAGUGUUCUGUCUCGUUGAGGUAAGGACAACAAUUAAUUCAGAUUCCCAGACUAUAUUCCUUCUUUACAGUAGAUUCAGAACCCACAAACUGAAAAUCAAAGCCACUUUCCCACCUAUCAUGACUUGAUAUCCCUCUUCAGUCUGGAGGACUGAGAUAUGCUUUGUCCUUUUAUUGCAAAGUAUAUUCCAGGGAUUUUAAAAGGAACCCCACUGCCGGGAGACAUCUGUGGAUUGUAACCAAGAUAACAAGCCAUUAGCUUGUUCUGAGACAUUAGGUCUAAGAAGGCCACAGUUGACAUGAUAGUAAAAUUUCUUCAACUCAAAAAAAUGAUGUCGAUUCGAUGCACUCACCAGUCAUCCUCCUACUACCACUGAUUUCUUUCCUCGUUGGCUAAAAUGAUGAGAGAGAAAUAGUCUUCACCUUCAUGGAGCUAUCAGUCAUCUUGGAAGAAAGGGCAUGGCUUAGAGAUAAAAGUGUCAUCUUGUUGAUUAAUUAGAUGUGCCUACAGCUCUCUCCUCCACUUCGCAAGGCAUUGUGUAAACAGGUUCAGUUAAAACCCUGCAGCUAAAAUCCUGCAUCAGGCUACUCAGAGCGUGUCAUAAUUACAGUUGCC